AUGACUCUCACUGUCAAGACUGUGUGCUUCGGGUUUGUCUUGCAGGGUCAUUAUUUGUUAAGUGCCGCGUGCUCAGAGCUGCUGAGCCGCCACAGACGGGCUUGGAUCAUCGACUCCAUGAAGCUUGAAGAGGAGCAUCCAGGACCCUUCCCGUAUGAGCUUGGCAAGAUAAAUAUUGAACGGGAAUACCUAAUCUACUUUGACAUCUAUGGGGAAGGAGUGGAAAAGGAGCCAAAAGAAGUCCUCUCCAUUGAUAAAAACACUGGCAUUAUGUACGUCCACAAGCCUGUCGACUUCGAGGAGAAACAAGUGCUUAAGCUGACACUUGAGGCCAGAAAAACAGAUUUUUCAAUUGACACCAAAUUAGGAAUUGAGAUCAGCAUAAUCGACAUCAAUGACAACCCACCGCGCUUCUCGCAAGAUCGGUAUGAAAUCAGCAUCCUUGAGAACAUGGUACAAGGUGACACUGUCAUGACAGUUUCGGCCAAUGACAGAGACCAGGCUGGGACGACAAAUUCAACGGUCCACUAUGCACUCAAAUCAUUCUUUCCAAAACCUCCACACACUGAAUUCUUUGUUGAUCAGAAGUUUGGAGUGAUCUCUUUCAAAGGAUGUUUGGAUUAUCAGGUGGCUGACACCUUUACACUGCUGGUGGAGGCCAAGGACCUUGGUGAAGUAGUCAGUCUGUCCAGUUCAACCACCAUUGUCAUUAAUGUCAAGGACGGCAACAACCACCCCCCAACCAUCCGUGGACAGACAGGCUCUGGCAAAGUAAAAGAACACAAGAGUGGAAUUUCUCCCCUGCGGCUGCACGUGACGGACAAAGACACCUUGUACAGCACGGCAUGGAGGGCCAAGUACAGCAUACAGGGAGACGAGGGGGAGCACUUCAAGAUAGAAACAGACCCAGUUACUAAUGAUGGGAUCCUGACAGUAGUGAAGCCUUUAGACUUUGAGGAGGGAACACAGAGGCAGCUGUCCAUCUCAGUGGAGAAUGAGGUGCCAUAUUUCUACUGUAAAGUGAAGAAAAAGACGUACACGGAUCUUUGGGACAUUGAGACUGAUGAUCCAGAUGCAGGUCAUCCUCAGUCUAUAAAAGUCCUCAUUGAGGUCGAAGACACAAACGACCCCCCGGAGUUCAGAGUCGCUGUCAUAGAUGUCGCGCUGGCGGAGGACACACCCCCUGGAGCCUGGGUGGACACAGUGGCUGCUGUCGAUCCCGACUCCAGACCCACGAAAAAAAUUCAGUACGGGGUAGGAAGCGAUCCUGCUCGCUGGGUGAAGGUGGACCCCCUCACGGGUAACAUCACAACAGUCAGGACACUCGACAGAGAAUCUCCUUAUGUUGUCAACGGUGUCUACACCAUUUUAGUGUAUGCGGUUGAGGAAGGUAACCCACCUUUGACGGGCACGGCCACCCUAAACAUCCAUGUGAAAGACCUUAACGACAACGUGCCUCAGCUCAAUUUGACCUCUGUGGAUGUGUGUGUGUCUGAUGGCCCCACAACCACCAGCAUUGCAGCCUUCGACCUGGAUGGAGAGCCCUACGGAGGGCCUUUCUCCUUCAAACUGCUCGGGGACGUCAAAGGAAAAUGGAAACUGAAACCCUCACAUGGGUACACAGCUGGCCUGGUGAAAGAGCCCAGUGUUCACGUCGGAAUACACACACUUGUUUUGAACAUCUCUAGCAAACAGGGAGAAUAUGCCAUUUACGACAUCAGGGUGACCGUGUGUAGCUGCUCUGUAGAACCCAACUGUACAAGCAGCCGAAACAUCAGAACACAAGCUGGGCCCGUUGCUAUCAUCAUAAUGCUUGCCCCACUGCUUUUAGUCCUACUUCUGCUGCUGCUGUUAGUCAAAGUCAAUUGCAAGAAAAAGUUCACCCCUCUGAAGAUCAGUGACUUCCCCGAGGACAAGGUCCUCCAUUUCAACACUGAGGGACCAGGGACAGACUGCGAGCCACUCAAAAGUGCCUCGAUGGUGUCAACUAUUAGGACGCAAAAUGAUCUAUCUGAUUGGCAAAAUGGACAUGGAAUGCAACAAGGACAGGUUCUGACAAAGAUGAACCAGAAUUCUCUGACAGCCAGUGCCUACCAUAACACCAACCAGGCCAAGGACUCGCUGACCUCAGUGAGUUUCCUCUCAAGAAGGAACUCAAGAUUCACAUCAAAUGCAACUCUCCCAGCCCUGCUUCAUCGGAGGAUGUUGUCGCUCUGGGAGACAGACAAUCUGCCAGACUCUCCACCUCACUGCUACGCAGAUGAAGGGAAUUUGGACAAUGUCUCAGAGCUGGAGAGCAUCAGCAUGCCUGAUGAGGAUGACUUAUUUCAGAGGGCUCUAGAAGACUUGGGCGACAAGUUCAACCAACUGGCUUCCAUCUGCAUGACACCAAAUCUACAAAACUGAACAUUUGUUCUUGAGCAGGAAAAUCAAUUUUUAAAUUUCGUACAGGCUUUGUUUUUAUAGCUUUUUGAUGGUAAAAUGUUUGGAAUGAAAAAAAUGCAGAGAUGCAAGGUAUUCGGUUAAUUAUAUAUUAUUUAAUAGCAACUGUUAAAGUCCUCCACAGUUUUAAUUUUACAUGCAAGGAAAACAAACAAAAAAACAAAACAGUACAGCUGUCCUCCAGAAGUAUUUUGGAGUUACAUUUGGACAGUUGGACAAGAAUUCAACACAUUCAGGAAAACAAAAAUGACAUGCAGCUGGCUUGUCAAAAGACAAAUUCCAUAAUGCAUUUUACCAAAAUUACAGAUAAAUAAAUGUGUUUCUAGCAUACAGCUGCAUGAUUAAAAAUAAAUUUAUCUCCCAUUUCAUAACAGUUCAAAAAGUACAAAAUUCCCACAAAUGCAUGUUUGGGAAAAAAAAAAAAUAUAUAACUUUGCUUCAAGUGCUUCAAAUAGGGGGAAAAAGGGGAGGUACUCUUUUAAAUAAGUAGAAAACUACAAUAUUUACAAAACUGUUAACAAAAAAGACAAAGAAAAAAAAAAAAAA
Acanthopagrus latus (yellowfin seabream) is the source of this 2988-nucleotide messenger RNA. RefSeq names its product cadherin 27 (gene cdh27). Gene Ontology annotation, cellular component: catenin complex; plasma membrane; adherens junction. The transcript is spliced from 15 exons. NCBI's taxonomy places the organism in Eukaryota, Metazoa, Chordata, Actinopteri, Spariformes, Sparidae. Gene Ontology annotation, molecular function: cadherin binding; calcium ion binding. The coding region runs from base 1 to 2406 and encodes 801 amino acids. Gene Ontology annotation, biological process: adherens junction organization; calcium-dependent cell-cell adhesion; multicellular organism development. The record is from RefSeq and is a predicted model, not a curated record.